Molecule: messenger RNA, 2553 nt
Organism: Aspergillus sclerotioniger CBS 115572
Lineage: Eukaryota; Fungi; Ascomycota; Eurotiomycetes; Eurotiales; Aspergillaceae
Exons: 2
Coding region: 1-2553 (850 amino acids)
Source: RefSeq, a predicted model, not a curated record
AUGGAGAUAUCGGUGGCUGAUGAUCAGAUGGAGAUGGCUUCCCCCUAUCAAGGGCAUGCUGAUGAUUUCGAUAUCGAUAUCGACAUCAUGGAAGACCAGGCCUCCACCACCGACAAAGAUAUGAUGGGCACAGACGAAUAUCUAGACUAUGAUCACGAUGGAGCCCACGAUGCGGAUAUGAUCGAUGAUGUUGCGGAACCCACCAUAGAUGAUGUCGAUGAUCCUUACGCCGAGACAGGUUACACCGUCGAAAUGCAGGACGGGAACGAACGGACCUAUGAGGCGGAAAUGCUGGAAGACGACUACGAUGAGGAUAUCGAUGCUCCCGUUCCUGAAGUCCAAGGAGAGACGCCAGCGUCUGAGCAGGUCCAGCAUUUAGAGGCAGAAGGAGCGCAUCAUUUGGAGGAGAUUACUAUAACCGCAGGGGAUAAAGACCAGCCUCACGAAAAGCUUCAUUCCGACCAGCAAGCCGAACCUCUCGUACAAGAUGACCACCCUGCUGUGCAAGACACCGAACAGCAUGUCGAUCUGUCGGAAGAGAAUGUUCCCCAAGAGAACGAAGUAGACACAGCCGAACUACCGGAGAACGGGAAACCUCUCGAUGACUUCAACGAAGUGGAGCGAGAAGCUCCAAGCGCCACAGAAACUGACGAGCAGAACAACGUUGACCACUCCAAGCCCGCUCAAUCCCAAGCAAGCAGUCCUGAUGAUGCUCAACCAUCAUCUGAUGAGCGCAAGGAGCCCGUUGCAGAAACAAAGGAUAGAGAAGAAGAGGAGUGUUUUAAAGAGGGAGAUGCCGGAGAUGUAGAAGAUGGAGAAGUUCAAGAAAAUGAAGAAAAGGGAGAAGGAGAAGGACAAGAGGUGGCGGAAGUGAGCGAAAACCAGGUUUCCUCUUCAAAGGAACAAGCUGUUGAGCAUCGGUCCGAACAACGCGAGCUUCCAGCAACAGAACGAACGCCUCUGUAUCCAGUCAAGGUCUAUUAUCAAGACAACGAAAUAUCGUUAUUUCCCCCCAGGGAAGGCGACUCUUCGGAGACCUUUUUCCUGGAGGAUGAGAGCCUUGCUUUUGAGUCUUUCGGCAAACUGUUCGAAUCGUGUCGCGAAGUGCUACGGGAUCAUAUUAGUGAAAGUGAUGUCUUGGUUGUAGACGUCGAAGCAUUGAAUAUCCAGCUAACAGAGGACUCAAUACACAUUGAUAAGGUUACACUGCAUCAGAUCGUUGGUCUGUACCUGCGCCUGUCCCACAACGACGGGGUUGAAGAGCCAGAAGCACUCUAUCUCACCCUUAGCACUAGACCGACGAUUUUUGCCGAAGUUUCUAAUCUUCUCGUAGCUGCAAAUGAAGGGAAAGGGUUAUCUGAGAUCUACUGGGACGGUUAUGCUGAAGCAGAAGCCACAUCUGCGAAUGUUUACGAGGAGCAUGAAGAGUUCAAUCCGGACUAUCUUGAGCAAGACUCUUCCGAACCUGAUGAUGAUCACAGUGGAUCUGAGAGAUAUCAUGAGCUGCAGGCUGAAUCCACGCUGCAGGAGGUCAUAAACGAUGAACAGCAAGACCAGCAACGCGAGCAAGACCAUGAGGAUUAUGGUCAUACGGCUCCAGGCAAUGGCGAAACGACCGGUCCUUCUUCAGACAAUGUUCCAGAAGGAAAUGAUGCUGAGGACGGCAAUUCUCAUGAAGCUGAUCUGGCUGAGGCCGAGACCACUAGAGUUGGCGAUCACCAGCUGCCAAAUGAGGAGCCGUAUGACUCAGAGGAGCAAUCGGAAUCAACUGCCACAGUGACUCAACUGCCCCACCCCGAACUAGCAGACGAGCAGCAGCUUGAUAAUGAGGCUGGCAAUGUGUUUGACGACCAAUAUGAUCAUGGGUAUCACGACACGGAAGGUGCUGAUGAUGAAGCCUACCCAGAAGAGGAGACUAAUGUAGAUGCUACUGAACAAUUCGUCUUUCAUGAAGAUGUUGAAGCAGUCGGAGAACUCUAUGGCGACGUGACGGAACCCAAUGCGGAAGAAUUUCACGAAAAUGCCUUCGAGGAUAUUCAUGACGCAACUCAUUCCAGAGACGAUGCAGUCGAUGACGACCUCCAUGACCAUGAGGAUAUUGAUGGGGAAGUCCCACAGAGUAGCCACGACGAAGAGGCUCUAUACAAGGAUACUGAACCAGUUUCGGAUAGCGUCUCCCAGGAUAUUUCAGAGAUCACCACCAAACCUACCCAGGACCUGGAGGAUGACUCACUAGGUAUUGCGGAAGAUCUGCUAAAGAGUCCUAGCAAAGGUAUUAAACACAUCGGCGAGGAUACCAAUGCGGAUGAACUCGAGCCGGGAGAGCUCCAUGAUGAACCCCAACAUGCUCCAGCCACCCACGACGAAGUCGAAGAGUUGACAUUCGAUGACGAAGAGUAUUUGGAUUUGGGUGUACAGGAAGGGGCGGACGACGAAGCAAAUCUUGCGAAGUCACCAAGCCACGCUCCUGCGAAACGACAUCGUGAACCAGAGGACGACUUUGAGUUGACCGAGACCCCUACCCCGGACGCGAAACGUUCCCGGUCAUCGUGA